UCUCAUCUUCAGCCGAGAUUGCCUAAUCCGGACCUUUCGCGCCAAGUGCUUGGGACGCUUUUGCUCUUCCUCGGCGCAACGACGACCAGUACGCCAACUCUCCCUUCUCCCUAUCUUCUCAUCUUCUUUUCUCCCUUUACUUUCUUCGUUCCAUCCUCCAUCCAUACUCGCGGCUGAUUGUUGCUUCUAGCCUUAUUCUUUGCUAUACUUUUUGCGCAGUCUACCCUUUCUUUCCGGAAUCGCCGGACAGGCAGACGCCUUCUUUCGCUUUCUUCUCCAUCGCCCUGAGUCGCAAGCGAGUUCAUCCAUCCCAGUGUUCAUUUCGACAGUCUAAUCUGGUCGCAUCGUUAAUUCAUCAUCCAAAAUGUCUUACAAACCCGACGGACCCCCCCCUUCAUACCCGCCUCCGGUUCACGACGCAGGCCCAUACCAUCCUAACUCGCCUCCUCCAGGUGGUGCCGGAGACUACUACAACCAGCAGGGCGGUUACUACCCGCCCCAGAACUACGGACCUCCUCCUCAGCAGGGUUAUGGUUCUCCCUACGGUUCUCCUCCGCCUCAGGGUCAGCCCAUGUACUACCCACCACAGGGAUACCCGCCACCGCAGCAGCAGCAAGGACACUUUGCCGGUGACCGAGGUGGAUCUAGCGGAGGCGGUCUCUGCGCCGGUAUCAUGGCUGCUCUUGCAUGCUGUUGCUGCUUGGAUAUUCUGUUUUGAUUUGUGAGAAGCGGUGAACAGAUGAGGACUUUUUUCGUGGGGAAUGUGAAACACGGUGACUCAACGGCAGUGCCAGUUGUCCUUGAAUGCUCGGUUGAGGUGGCUGGGGGAGCAAAGGUACGGGAUCGAUUUUGGAUCCACGAUUACCGAGAGGAAGAAUUGUCGUUGGCCAUUUCUCCUCUUUCUUUCUUUCUUUUUUUUUUU
This is a messenger RNA of Aspergillus wentii DTO 134E9, 922 nucleotides long. RefSeq lists its product as uncharacterized. The transcript is spliced from 2 exons. The record is from RefSeq and is a predicted model, not a curated record. NCBI's taxonomy places the organism in Eukaryota, Fungi, Ascomycota, Eurotiomycetes, Eurotiales, Aspergillaceae. The coding region runs from base 365 to 718 and encodes 117 amino acids.